AUGUUUUUUACAGAACCCAAAUUUAACAACAUUCCAGAAAUUCGUAAACUGAUUGCCCUUGUCCAAGGUUACGAAUUGAAGUAUCGUCCAGAAUCUCCGUUGACUUAAAAAGCAAUGGAAAGUUUGGGACAAGAUCGUUAUCACUUCAGAAGAAAGAAUAAAUUCGAGAUGCGAUUCAACUUUGACAGUCAAAAGCAAUCCUACAGCGAAAGUGAUCUCCAGAAGACGUAUCAGAAUUAUCUAGUUGAGCUUGUUAGUGAUUUUUAGAAUUUAUAUGCAGAACGGAAGCGCAUCAAGGUGGAACUUCAGAGACGUCAAAGAGAGGAGGAUGAACUUAGAGGAUAUAAGUGGCCAGAACCAGUCCUAAAGAAAAAGUAAUUUCGAAAUUAGGCGUUAACAUAUGAUCAAAAAUUGCAACAAAUAGAGGAAGAACGAAAUAAAGAGCAGAAAAUACAGGAUUGUUUUGCCAAAGAAGCCAUCAGGUUGGAGUUGGAAAGAAGAUUAUCAAUACAAGAGAGUCAUUUGAAAGAAGAGAAGAGUUUGGCUAGCAGGAAGAAGAUAUUUCAAGAAUUGAGAAAGAAGGCAGCCGUUGAGAAUAAUAAAGUGUCUUAAAAGUUGAAGAACUAUAGGAAUAAUAUGAGUGAUCAACUGGAGGAAGGAUUGAGAAAAUCUAAAUCAUUUCAAGAGAAAUUAGAAGCUAGGGAUAUUUUGAUAUAAAAAUAAAGAGCUAAAUAGGUAUCUGAAAUUGCGAAUAGAAAUCGUAAAUUAGAAGAGAAGAUAAGUCAUGUUAAGGAUGAUUUUGAAAAUCGCAUGGUUGAAGAACUCUUUAAAAGACAAUCAGAGAUGGAUCAAUCUUUUGAUUUCAGAUAGAUGACAGCAGAAUAAAUGGAAAAAAAUAAAAUUGAGAAAUAAUAGAUUUUUGAAUAGAAACUUAAUUAGAUAAAUUAAAAGAUAAAAUAACACCAGGAAGAGAAAGAAUUUGAAUUAUUCAAUAGAGUUGGAUAAAGAAUGGAGAAAGCAGAAAAAUAAUAAGAGGAACAUGAUAAAUAACUCUCAAGAUUUUAGUUUCAUAAAAGAAAAUAAUUGGAAUAACGAUUUUCAAGACAUAGGAAAAGAUAUCAAGAAUCUGAAGAACGUUAAUAGGAGAAGGUGGCUGAAUGGAUGUAGAAAGUUAGCAGCAUUUAAGAAAGAAUUGAGAAAUUCAGGUCAAAAAAGAAUGAAGAUUAGAAGAUUUGGAAGGAGUAGAGAUCUCAAAGUUUUAAGGAUCAUUUAGAGAAUAUGCAAUUUAAUCGAAAAAGCUAAGAAAAAGAUUCGAUGAAAUAUUUUGAGAAACAUCAAUAUGUUUAAAGUAAACUAAAGAAGAGCAAGGAAGAAUAAGAAUAAUUGAGAGCCUAUUUAAACAUCUCAAGAUCAAAGUUUGAGAAGAAUACUCUCUAAUAAUUUGGAGAAUUAUCCAAUUUGAUGUAUUCUUCAUCAGGUUAUUUAUUGAAGUAUUAUAAUAACAUAUUUAGUAAAUUAAAAGAAUUAGAGGAUGAUGAUAAAUUUGCCGAAAUGUCUAUGAAAUUUAGUAAUGUCAUGAGAAUAACAGAUAAAAAGAACAUGGAAUGA
Molecule: messenger RNA, 1608 nt
Organism: Paramecium tetraurelia
Lineage: Eukaryota; Ciliophora; Oligohymenophorea; Peniculida; Parameciidae
Exons: 6
Source: RefSeq, a predicted model, not a curated record